Messenger RNA from Plasmodium vivax (malaria parasite P. vivax), 1875 nucleotides. Its product is annotated as nucleolar protein NOP5, putative. Lineage: Eukaryota; Apicomplexa; Aconoidasida; Haemosporida; Plasmodiidae. The record is from RefSeq and is a predicted model, not a curated record. The transcript has a single exon. Gene Ontology annotation, cellular component: small-subunit processome; box C/D methylation guide snoRNP complex. Bases 436 to 1875 code for a protein of 479 amino acids. Gene Ontology annotation, molecular function: snoRNA binding.
GCGUUAAUAAUAACGGUUGCUAUAUUUCGUAAAAUAUGAGAAAUUAAAAAAUUGAGUUUUAAAAGUUUAAAGAACAAAGCGUUGGGAAGUUCAAUCAAAACGACUUCGCAAAUUGGCAGCAGAGGAGGAGCAGUAGCCCGUGAUAGUUCAGUUGCCGAAUUGCAGAACAUGCCCCCCAGAGAACCUUUUUUAAGGAAAAAACAGCUUUUUUAGUGGCAAAUUGCUGUUGAGCGUUGGAGAAUUUUGACGGAUCAUCGGUAAGGAGUGAAGAAAAAGUGUCAAAGCGGGAUUGGUGAAGGGCGACCAAGAAAAGGUGACUAACCGCUAAGUCGUAAGUGAAAAACGAUAGCCAGCAAAUUUGAAGAGCUUGACACCAUCCGUUGAUCAAAGUCAAGUGACCCACUGCGCACAUUUUGAAGGAGGAACAGAAGGAAAAUGUUGAUCCUGAUAGAAACGGCAGCAGGGUACGGCCUGUUCAAAGUCGAGAACAGCAAGUUAAUCGAAUCAGAUGUGAAGGAUAUUGAAAAAUGCUUUCGAAACGCAGAGGAAGCGAGGAAAAAUGUAUCCCUUUACAGUUUCAGUAAAUUUAAAAAGUUCCAAAAGGCCUUUGACGAAACGAACAAGUUGAUGGAAUCCAAGUUGGGAAAAGGGCUGAAGAAGUUUUUAAAGAAAAAUAUAGUGAAGCCAAAGCUAAAUGAAACGCUAGCUUUAUGUGAUAAAACGUUAGGUGGAUUGAUAAAAAAAAAAUACAAUAUAAAUGUAACGUAUACCAAUUCGACACAGGAAAUAAUUAGAGGAAUUCGAACGCAUCUGUAUGGAUUGCUAGUAGGUGUAAAGGAAGAAGAUGCGAAAUUGUUAAAAUUGAGUUUAUCUCAUUCGCUAAAUCGAUUCAAAUUAAAGUUUAGCGCUGACAAAGUUGACGUAAUGAUUAUACAAGCAGUUGGCUUGCUGGAAGAUUUGGAUAAAGAAAUAAACGUGUUUUCUAUGCGACUGAAGGAGUGGUAUGGAUGGCACUUUCCAGAACUGGGGAAAGUAAUCACGGACAAUAAAAUAUAUGCGAAAUGUGUUAAGCGGAUUGGGUUCCGGAGCAAUGCAAAGAAUGUCAACUUGCUAGAAGAGACAACAGAAGAAAUUCAAAGGGAAAUAAAACAGUUGGCCGAAAUAUCCAUGGGGACGGAGAUUGAAGACGAUGAUUUAAACUGCAUUAACGAGUUAGCUGAUCGUUUAUUGGAGCUAACAGAGUAUAGAGAAUCGCUAGCCAUUUACUUGAAAUACAGAAUGAGCUCUAUUGCACCAAAUUUGACCUACCUUGUUGGUGAUUUAAUCGGGGCCAAGUUAAUUGCAAAGGCGGGUUCCCUCAUGUCUUUGGCAAAAUACCCAAGUUCGACUUUGCAAAUUUUGGGUUCUGAAAAAGCUCUUUUUAGGGCCCUAAAAACGAAAUCGAAAACGCCCAAAUAUGGGCUAAUUUACCACGCCACUGUAGUAGGCCAAACUACACCCAAACUGAAGGGAAAAAUUAGCAGAUCUUUAGCCGCGAAAUUGUCCUUGUGCACAAGAGUGGACGCUUUGGGAAACUUCACAGAGCCGUCCAUUGCCAUAACGUGCAAAACGCUCCUGGAGAAGAGACUAGAAUAUAUAACAAACAGCAUGCAGAAGAAGAUGAGCAAUUUAAAGAAUUCCAACUCGCAGCUGCAAAUGCAGGCGCAGCACAGCAAGUACAACCCCAACCAGUCGAAUGUUGACCAAAAUAGGAACAACAAUAACAGUAGCAGUAACAAUAACAACGCGUUCAACAAGAAGAAGGACUUCCGGUUUAAUAAGCGAGAGGCGGACUGGAACAACAAGAAGUUUAUCAAGAAGCAGAAGAGGAAGUGA